Messenger RNA from Phaeodactylum tricornutum CCAP 1055/1, 5253 nucleotides. RefSeq lists its product with no specific name. The transcript has a single exon. Bases 1 to 4794 code for a protein of 1597 amino acids. The record is from RefSeq and is a predicted model, not a curated record. NCBI's taxonomy places the organism in Eukaryota, Bacillariophyta, Bacillariophyceae, Surirellales, Neidiaceae.
AUGUCGGGAACGGCACGUCCUUCACGACGGCGUCAGUCGGUACGCCACUACACGGACGACAAUCCCAAUACCUUUACGGUCAAACCGUCUCGCAGUACGGCAGUGGAUCAUACCAACCCCGACGACCACCACAACCCUGGGGGACGAGUCCGUGCCCGGACGACCGCGAGACGGAGACCAUCACCACCCGUCGUCGUCAAUCACAACCCGACGCGGAAACGUCGACGGGAGGAAACCGUCCGUUCCGAGACGCAUUCCAAUACCGUCCGAACCACUCCCCACAAUAACAACAACAACAAAACCUCGUGGGUUACCAAGCUCGUCUUUCGACAACGUUCCAUGGUCCCCGCGUCCGAUGGAACGGGGGACACCGCGCACCGUCCCACCGAUACCUGUCUGUCACACGACGUAAGUUUCCAACCCCUCUGGUGGCCUGCCAACGACAACAACAACAACAACAACAAUAGCAGUACUACCACAACUCCCUCUACCGGCGUUACCAAUCGCGUCCGCAACACACUGCCACCGCCGCCCCCACCCACGUGGACGCCUCUCCGACCCGCUUCGGCCGUGCGCUUGGCGCGAGACGGACACGGCGAGCCCCUGCAAUUGCCACCGCCCGCGAUCACGUCUUGGGAAAACCGUCGCGACGGAGGUGGAAUCUGUGUCGGCGACGCCGCCGGGACCGUCACGCUCUACUACGGCGACCCCUCCCACGGAAUUCCCGGACAGUCUCUCGACACCACCGCGGCACUCCGGGAAGCCCAACGACCCAUUCUUUCCAAAAAGGUCAUGGUCUAUCCCAACGCCGUCACCCACGCAUCCUGGCAACAACACGUCGUUGUGCUCGAAACCCUCAGCGAAUUGGAAGCCUGGAACGUACGGACCCACACGCGUUUGUGGACCCUGCCCCUGGGUAACGCUCGCCACGAUCACGACGAAGCCGCGACGAACGAUUCCAACCUGCCUGUGGGUGUGACCACCACUCCACCGUUGGUACCCUUGGAUCUACAGGUAUGGCCCCAUGAUGCCACCCAGAAUCAUACGGACUAUUCCUGUCGGGUCCUCUUUCUACCAUCCAGUAGUCACGUGCAAUUGGAUGUGAGCACCAUCACCGACGACGCCGAAGCGAGCCAUCCAAGCCUGGAUGUGGUCAAACUCUACUGCUUGGAAUUUUCCACGGGAACCACGGCGUCACUGCCGGCAUCCCCGUCCACCACGCUAACGACGAAAAGAACCACACCACGCAUCCGAUCCCUUGUGCCGGAAGGAUACAACGCAAGUACCUUUCUUUGUCACGCAGCCGUCUGGGAUACCCCGGGGGCACCCCACCAACCCCCACGCAUGGCCCUGCUGGUGGCACAAAUGUUCGUGGACGACACGCUACAACUGCUCCGCGUCGAUACCGAAACCUCCGGCGAGGCGGACAACGCGUACGCGAUUAUACGAGACCAAUCCGCCUUGACUGCCGUCCCGUCCAAGACAUCCGUCCUGGAUUGUUCCCUCACCCUCACGCCCGACUGCGUCUUAAUCUGCACACCCCGUGGCAUUCGCUGUCACGACCGCGCCACCCUGCAACCCCUUACGGUGUACGGAGAACACGUGGCCUUGCACGGACAAACGGUAUGCUGGCAACGCUGUUUGUGGGUGCCGGAACCCGCGUCGACCGGUCGCGGCGGUGCCGCCGUGUCCGCGUCCGGACCGUUCGAAAAAGCCGCGACGGUGACCAACAAGAAGAAACAGUCCUGGUGGACUCGUGCCGACGAAGUCGACGCGCGUCUCCGUUUCGACCAAACCAAUGGGCCGAACGAGCCUCCGGUACCCCAAGUGAGUCACUACGUGUUGGUCGGUUUACCCCACCCCGUCAAAGGACCGGAAGAUUUGAACGGCACGAUAUACAUAUGGAAGCCGUCACAACCGCACGCGCCCCUGUUGACUCUACCGGCUCCCACCAAGAGCGGCGGUCUGCUGAAUCUGCACGUGCAGAAUUCUGCCGACGGAUGGAAACUGGCCACGGCCACGUUCGAACACGGACAAGGCUGGGAAAUGCGCACCUCGUUGAAGAGUUCCUUCGCCGGAACCAUGUAUCCGGUAGGCUACAGUGUCAUUCCCGAUAAUGUGGAGUACGUGGAAGACGAAGACGAACUGGACACCCUUAUGGUGCCCGCACCGGAGGUAGAUGACGAAAGUGACAACGCUGUGAGCGACCCAAUACCGAAAACACCACCUUCCGACCAGGAUUUCGAAACCGCGUUGCGACUAUCGUUGCUCGAGCAACAUGGCAAGCAAUCGGUAAGCUCGAAGCAAUCCCGCGAUCCGCAAGACGAGGAGGUGUCCGUCUUGGAUACCGACGAUGGUAGUGCGGACAAUCUGCUAUUACCGACCCGUCUCGACUUGCCUCUUUUGCAGUUUCUGCAACGAGAAUCGAACGAGACCGUAGUCAACCCGCUCGAACUAUCACCCCCCAGUGGUCACCCCAAGUCUAUCGUGAACGUUGUUUUUUCCAGUCUCCCGCAAUUUGGCUCGGUGAAACAGAUUUAUCGAGUUCAUCGUCGACAAGCGGAGGAAGCUGCCAUGAGGGAACAGUUGGCUGCUUCGGCGACAGCAUCGCUGACGACCAUGGCGGUGGUUCCUAAACCAAAAAGCAAACGAACCAGGACGGCCAACGUUGAAGCCUUAUUACAAGCUUCCAUUGAUCCGACGUUGCGUCGAAAAAUGCUGGCUGCCGGUAAACAGUGGGCGGAGGGGGACGGUAGUCGCCUUCGUGGCACCGAAUUGCAUCCGGACGCGGACGAUAUCAACAAGGGCAGCCUGGCGAAACCGCCCCCCACCAAGCAAGAAUUGGUAGAAUUGGCUUCCCAAGAAGAAAAAGAACUGGCGUUUGAGUUGCUUUGUUUGAGCCCUUCCAAGCCGAGUACUCCGAAAGCAGUACCCGACCACGAGGUAGAGGCGGGUCCAUUCGCAGUUCCCGAGCCAAAGACUUCCUCCUGGAAGGCCAACGGUACAGUGGCUCCGCCGCCUCCACCAACCGUGAUGAGCGCGUCAACCAACGUGGUGACCGCACUCCCCGAGCAUAGCCCACCGCGCAUUUCACGCGUUACGGAUGCAACAUCUCCAAUCUCGGUGUCCAAUGGUGUGCUCGCAACGCACAACCACGCCUGCCCGAUGUCUUGCGCGGCAUGCCGCGGGCGAAUGGUCCGACACGUCCGUGGGAAACGGGAAAAACCCGUAGACUAUGACGCCAUUGCUCGAAAAGAGCGCGAAAUCAAGGAACGAGAGGAAGCGGAAAAACAACGACUUAAGGCAGAAAAACGACGGGCGGCCGAAGCGCGACGACGGGAGGCUCGAAGACGGAAAAAGGAGGAAGAGGCAGCAAAACGGAGGGAAGAUGACGAAAAACAUCGACAAGAAUCCGAGCGGAUGCGACUAUUGGAGCAAGAACAGUUUGAAAGGGCACGAAUACUGGAGCGCGACAAUGAACCAGUCGCUCCAGCACCGAUGCCUACACCAAUUCAGUUAUGGACGGAAGAAAGUGUGCCACCACAAUAUGUUCCGCCUCCUCCUCCUCCUCCUCCUCCUCCACCACCGGUAGCUCUGGAACGUCCCACAGCAAUUCCCAGUUUUUCGGCCAUCAAUGCUGCGACUGUUGCGUCGACGUCUGAAAUAUUACCUUCAGCACGUCUUCCAGAUGAAAGAAGUAGCCUCACGUUCGCCGUCAGCGACGGCAAUGGUCAGGAAACAGGAGUACAUGGAUUCAGCCCAAAUAGUCCGGGAAAUAGCAAUGGGGGAAGCCCCGGCUUUCCGCUCCAUGUCGGUAGCCAGCCUCCUGUCUCGGCGUCAAAUAUUGAUUCUACAAGUGCUGGGAAUACUCAAGAGGGUCAGAGCCAGGAGCUCCAGGAGGCGAGCGAUCGGUUUCCGGGUCAAAGCGAGUUUCAAUCCCUGGACGCCGCAGAUUCGGGUCAAAACGAUGUUUUCCGUAGCGAAGGGACUCCGGGGCAAAGCUUGGAGAGGACUUCUUACAACACAAAGUGGGAUGGGGGAUAUCGUGGAGGCGCUCCACCGACUGAGUACUACCAAUCGGUGGAUGCAAGUCGACACAUUUCCACGGCCAGUCAUCAUAACCAGAAUGUUGGCACUGGAGACGACCAACCAUCACCGCACCAGCAGUACUGCCAAAGAGAAGAAUCAGUGGCGGCAAAAUCGUACAACCAUCGUUCUGGUACGGAGGAAAGCCCGGCACAUAACUUCCCCACGGUUCCUUUGGAAAAUGCGCCUCCGGUGAUUCACGUCUCGGACUUUGUGGCGUCGGAACCGCUUUCGACGAACGAUGCUUUGGCUGCUCUUGCUGGGCUCGCAAAUAGUAUGAUGCCCGAGGCAACCGAAGAGAUUGUCGAUUACGGUCAACAACCGUCCGGCAUUGCAAGCAGUGGAGUCGGCUGGAGCUACGGUGGUCAAGAAGAAGCAGCUCCCCGAAUAACGUACGACUAUGCUGGCUCGUCCGAUCGACGUUCGGCAAUUCUGGCCCAAUUCAAUGCGGAAAAUAAGGGAGAAACCACCGACAGCUCUUUGUAUCAGGCCUACGGAGCGUCUGAGAAUAACGGAUAUGCCAUUCAAAAUUACUCGGCUGCAGUAGACCAAGACUAUCACACGCCGAUUAGCGAUUCCACACAAACUGGCUACACGGAGUCGCAACAGCAGGAUGCCAAUCCAGUCUACAUUUCGCAAGCCCCUCACACUGCUUCGUCGGACUACGUUCAAAAACAGGAGCAGCGAAAAGAGCAGGGCGAUCAAUAAUCAGGGGACUUUUUGUGAACGAGCAGUACUACCAUCCAAGUAACACCUAUAGAUGUGCCGAAUCUGCCACGAUCUUUUGCCGCAAACAGAACAAGCCAUGAUAAGACUUUGUGUCUAAAACGCUCUGACGCUCUAAUGCUAUUGGUAGAUCACGUUCGGAAGGGCGCAGACGCGGAUUAGUGGUGGCGUAUGCGCUAAUCCGGGGGGCUAGAAUUAAACCAUGGUAAUGUUAGUUGUAUUUGCUGCAAAAACGAUAUAUUUGCUGUAUGUGUACAAAAGGUUGGGUGAAAAAUGUGUUGAUAUAACGUGUGGUGCGGACAACGUCUCACCAGAAGUUCAAUCGGGAAGCCAAGUCGCUUCCGACGCACACACAAGGCCUCACAGCCCCACACUCCCUACAAACAUUCAAUAGUAUAGUAUAGCCUCAUAAUCUUUGUAGUUCAUUGUUUUCCUAACUGC